Molecule: messenger RNA, 399 nt
Organism: Microthlaspi erraticum
Lineage: Eukaryota; Viridiplantae; Streptophyta; Magnoliopsida; Brassicales; Brassicaceae
Source: the annotation of a GenBank genome assembly
AUGUGGAGUUGGUGCUCAAGAACAUGCAUUGGCCAAGUUCUUCUCUUACCGCAUGGAGUCUACAAGGAGCUCACUUGUGAGUUUUUGGUCGAUGAGGUCACAAGUAUGGAGCUCGAUCGAGCUGAGUUGGACCAAGGAUUGGGAUGGAUCACGUUCUUGGCAAGGGAGAGAAGGAAGAUGGUGACCUUUAGGCAGCUUGAGAUCUGUUUGGGUUCACUAUGGAGAAGGAACCAAUGGAACAUCAAGGAAGAUGAACUCCAAAGAGUUGGGCUACAAUCGCUGAGGGGUACUCUUCCUCAAGGUCCAAGGCUGCUCAGAUCAGGAGCCCAGUGCUUGAGAUAUGUCCACAAGGCUCUUGCCAACACCUUCUUUGCAAGGAAAGCACUGGACAAUCAAUGA